GGAGCGUAUUUCGGGUAUCUAGGGUGGUAGGGUCGAAAAAGGAGGGAAACCCCAUAAACCCUAAAACCCACCACUGAACUCUCUCUCUCUCUCUCUCCCUCGGCCAUAAACCCACGAAAGUUCAAUGUGUACGAGAAAUCUUUCCCUCAGUUGAACUUUCUUCUUCCUUACGAUUCGGAAGGGGUUGUGACUGUGGGCUGACUGUGAGAAGUGGUUCAAAGUUCAAACCUAGUUUCACACAGUCCAAUGGCGAGGCUUCUUCGGAACGCUUUCUUUCUCAAUCGCACUCUCUCCGCUCCACAGGGUUUUAGUAAAAGGGUGCCUGUAGCUACUUCUUGCGUCUGCAAUUUUUCGAGCAAGGGUAAAAAGAAAUCAAAAUCAGAUGGAAGCGACUCCAAUGAUGAGAAUUUGUCCAAAAAAGACCUGUCCCUGAAGCAAGCAUUAGAUCAGAUCACUACCUCAUUUGGAAAGGGAUCGAUCAUGUGGUUGGGUCGGUCGUCCGUUUCUUCUAAAGUUCCUGUUGUGUCAACGGGAUCUUUUGCUUUGGAUGUGGCAUUAGGGAUCGGUGGCUUCCCUAAGGGACGUGUUGUGGAGAUAUAUGGUCCAGAAGCUUCUGGGAAAACAACCCUUGCUCUUCAUGUAAUUGCUGAAGCACAGAAGCAAGGAGGUUAUUGUGUUUUUGUUGACGCUGAGCAUGCUCUGGAUCCAGCACUUGCUGAGGCUAUUGGUGUAAAUACUCAAAAUUUGCUUCUCUCACAACCAGAUUGUGGCGAACAAGCUUUGAGUCUUGUGGAUACCCUAAUAAGGAGUGGUUCAGUUGAUGUUGUGGUGGUCGACAGUGUUGCUGCCCUUGUUCCCAAAGGUGAACUCGAUGGUGAAAUGGGUGAUGCACAUAUGGCAAUGCAAGCUAGAUUGAUGAGCCAGGCCCUCCGGAAACUGAGCCACUCUUUAUCUUUAUCACAGACAAUUUUGAUAUUUAUAAACCAGGUGAGGGCAAAGUUAUCUACUUUUGGAUUUGGUGGGCCCACUGAAGUUACUUGUGGUGGCAAUGCGCUAAAAUUCUAUGCAUCAAUGCGCUUAAACAUAAGGAGAACAGGGCUUGUUAAGAAGGGAGAAGAGACUAUUGGGAGUCAAGUGCUUGUAAAGGUUGUGAAGAACAAGCAUGCCCCUCCUUUUAGAACUGCACAAUUCGAGCUCGAGUUUGGCAAAGGGAUAAGUCGCGAGGCAGAAAUCAUUGAAUUGGGACACAAGCACAAGUUUAUAACAAAGAACGGUUCGUUUUAUGUGUUGAAUGAUCAUACCUAUCAUGGUAAGGAUGCUAUAAAAAAGCACCUUGCUGAGAACUCUAUUGUGAAAGAGGAACUUAUUAUGAAGCUAAGGGAGAAGCUGCUUGAUUACUCUGAGGAAAAUGAAAAGGAGUCCGAGACCGAGGAUGCAGAAAAGGGCCUCACAGAGGAGAUUAUUUCACCUGAUACUACUGACGAAGAUGAAAUUACUGCAGUUGUGGCCUAACAGUGUGGAUGUGCUCAAAGACACGAAAUGGGAAAACCUAUCCCUGAUCUUUGGUACGAACGACGCCUGGGAUCUAAAUUUUGCAUUCUCAUGCUUGGAAGGUGAGUCCAUCAUCCAUUCCGACCGUUGGCAUACUUUUUCCCGAAUUGAGGGCCUUUGUAUCAUGUGUCCUUGUAGUGUCGGAAAGUUGAGUUUAGAAACUACAGUUUCAAAGAGGGCAUUUUCUAUGUUAAGGUUCGGUCGGUGAUCCCUAUUGCUGGUUGUCAAUUACGUUUUUGUGCUUCUGAGUGCAUCGGAAGCGUUGGUCUUACUGUACAACUUGAUGAACUAAAGCAAUCGACGUCGUGUUUUGUCCCAUUUCUGCA
Molecule: messenger RNA, 1877 nt
Organism: Rhododendron vialii
Lineage: Eukaryota; Viridiplantae; Streptophyta; Magnoliopsida; Ericales; Ericaceae
Product: DNA repair protein recA homolog 3, mitochondrial-like
Exons: 8
Coding region: 247-1512 (421 amino acids)
Biological process (GO): DNA repair
Molecular function (GO): ATP binding; ATP hydrolysis activity; single-stranded DNA binding
Source: RefSeq, a predicted model, not a curated record